AGCUCGUGCUGCGGUCCGGGCCAUCUUUGGUUGUUCUCGCCGGUCGCACCACAGUCAGUGAUCAAUCGUGAUACGUAUCAAAUUAUUUGAGCGAUAAUUGUUUCCAAAGAGGUCGUUUUUGCCACUAAUAGGACAACAGACUGGUUCUGCAUAAAUAUUUUGUUGCAUCAACACCGUUUUGCAGAUUUCUUUGCAGCGGAAAUUUGGAUAAAGACGGGAGAUCCACUGUAAUACAACAUGGAUGAGGAAUAUGAUGUUAUCGUAUUGGGCACCGGACUCACAGAAUGUAUUCUCUCUGGGAUCAUGUCUGUGAAUGGGAAGAAAGUUUUGCAUAUGGACAGAAAUCCAUACUACGGUGGUGAAAGUUCCUCCAUCACACCCCUGGAGGAGCUCUAUAAGAGAUUUGGGAUUUCAGACAGCCCCCCAGAGUCAAUGGGCCGGGGAAGAGACUGGAAUGUGGAUCUUAUUCCUAAAUUUUUAAUGGCCAAUGGUCAGUUAGUUAAGAUGCUUCUAUACACUGAAGUGACCAGAUAUCUUGACUUCAAAGUGGUCGAGGGAAGCUUUGUGUAUAAAGGAGGAAAAAUCUACAAAGUGCCCUCUACUGAGACAGAGGCACUGGCUUCAAACCUAAUGGGAAUGUUUGAGAAGAGACGUUUCCGCAAGUUCCUAGUUUUUGUGGCCAACUUUGAUGAGAACGACCCCAAGACUUUUGAAGGCGUCGAUCCCAAACUCACAACAAUGGGAGACGUGUACAAGAAGUUUGAUUUAGGACAGGAUGUCGUCGACUUCACGGGACAUGCCCUGGCCCUCUACAGGACAGACGAUUACCUUGAGCAGCCGUGUCUGGAGACCAUCAAUAGGAUCAAACUCUACAGUGAGUCUCUGGCACGCUACGGGAAGAGCCCAUACCUGUACCCUCUGUACGGACUGGGGGAGCUGCCUCAAGGGUUUGCUAGGUUAAGUGCAAUUUAUGGAGGAACCUACAUGCUGAACAAACCAGUGGACGAGAUAGUGAUGGAGGGAGGACAUGUGGUGGGCGUGAAAUCGGAGGGAGAGGUUGCCCGUUGCAAGCAGCUCAUCUGCGACCCUAGCUACAUCCCAGACCGCGUGCACAAAGUCGGCCAGGUGAUCCGGGUCAUCUGCGUCCUCAGCCAUCCCAUUAAAAACACUAAUGAUGCCAAUUCCUGCCAGAUCAUCAUCCCUCAGAACCAGGUUAACCGCAAAUCCGAUAUCUAUGUUUGCAUGAUCUCCUACGCCCAUAAUGUGGCGGCUCAGGGGAAGUACAUCGCCAUUGCAAGCACCACUGUAGAAACCUCUGAUCCUGAAGCUGAAAUCGAACCUGCUCUGGAACUCCUCGAGCCCAUUGACCAAAAGUUUGUGGCCAUCAGUGACAUGUAUGAACCCACAGAUGAUGGUACAGAGAGCCAGAUUUUUGCAUCACGGUCCUACGAUGCCACCACUCAUUUUGAAACAACUUGUAACGACAUCAAGGACAUCUACAAGCGCACGACAGGCAGUGACUUCGACUUUGAGAACAUGAAGCGUAAACAGAACGACGUCUUCGGCGAGGACGAGCAGUGAGGGGUGGAGAAGUGACGGAGGAGUGGAGAGGCAAUGAUCAGACGGAGGGAGAGAUGAGGCGGGCUGAACGGGAUUUACCUGGCUGGGUUCAGAGGUUACGCAGAACAGAAUCGCCAACGCUGUAAAUCUCUUUCAACCGACCUUAUCUUUCCCAGAGUGCUCUUUGCUCAAUGUCUCCACACCCCUCCGGUGUCUCUGUUCAGAUACUUACAGUUCAGCACACAGACACACAAACGCUCUAUCGCUCACAUUCCACAACUCUGCACUACAAAGUGGGCUCUCACCAACAUGCUAUUUUAGAUUCUUACACGAGCAGUAUGCAUUGUUUGCGCAAAAUAUCCUGUUGAAGUGAAACACGUGUCUUUCUGUUCUCUGAAUAUCGUCUUUGACUGAAGCCCAUACAUGUGAACAAUUCCUCGAAUAUUGAAGGAGAUUUAAAACGAUUCCUCAUCAACUUUCGUGAAGUAUCCCCAACUGUCCUCAGACUGUUAGUUUAGCGUACUGUCGUCACUUUGACAUUUAACAGCUUCAUGUGAACAGCAGCCUUCCUGUACUUUAGGAAAGUGUCACUGACAAACCGAUAGUAAGAUCAUUAAACACUCACCAUUAAACACUACAGUUGGACACCUGGAAAAAGGAUCUAAUAUGAUAUUGAUGAUAUUUAAAACACAAAGUUGCACAAAAGUAAAUCAGACUUUGCUAGAUCCAGCAAUCAAAACCUGAACUGACAGUCUCAUAUCAUUGCAUUUCCUAUUCGCGAUCUUUCCGCUCUUUUAACUCACUGGUCUUUAUAAAGUUCAUUCUUUUUUAUUAUUAUUAUUAUUAUUGGUGGAUUUCUUUUUUUUUUGGACAACUAAAUUUGAAUGAGAUGUAUAAUAUGCAGUAUAGAAGCGAACUGUAAGCCAUUAACUUGUAACUAACAAUACAGUCUUUGUGCUAACUCUUAAAAACGUUGUAUGGCCUCACAGUUUCUAAUGACCUUAUUCUACAUUCCUGUUAUCAUUUUGUUUGUAGUGAAAACCGAUACGGACAGACGUUAUCGAAUGCAAAUGUGUGCAAACAUGAGUCGAUCGCUUAGUCUCUUACGGGAAAUGAGUCUUAAGAAUGUGGAAGCAAUUUUCACCCCCACAGCUGCAGAAGAAAACGAUAAUGUGAAUUUAAUGAGUAUCAGAUCCUUUGGUAUUUGAUAGUAGCCAUAUUCGUUGGUAUUCUGGCUUUUGUAAACCGGGCUGACUCCAGUCUACUAAAUACAUAUAUUCUCUAACUUUGAAUUGUGAUGAACACUAUGCCUCUCCCUGUGUUCUGUAAAGAUUCUCACUGCAUCAUGCAAUCAGUCUGCAUCUUUGAUUUCCGUUUUAUUGGUGAUUGACACAUGUAGUCUCUGCAUUUACACUUGGCUGUUAGAAACCACAAGACAAACUUAGUAUUGAACAAUGACUGGUCGUUUUCACCAUUACGUAUAUCUCUAAUCAUGCUUGUUCUUGUUUUCAAAUGAAUUGAAUUGCCAUCAAUAGUUAUAGUAGACGCUAGUCUGGAGCAGAUGGUAAUGGUGUGCUGUUUGAACUCUCACUGUACAGCUUUCAGUGUAGAAUAUACAAGCAUUCUCAUGUUUUCCAUACUCGCCUUUGCUGAGAAAAAAAAGCCUUUGACUGUAGUUUUUUCCCCCCUCUUUAUUUUUUAUGUAAAACAAGGAGUGUGACAGUUUCAUUACAUCCUUGAAUUUUAUUGGGCCAAAGUCACUAAUGGCCUUAUAGAUUCACAUAGAAACAUACAGGUCUUGAACUCUCUUCCUUAUAGUGCACAAUUUAGAUUGUGAAUUAACGAUAACUGGAAUCAAAUAGAAUUACGCUGCAUUGCUAUAUUUGUUAUCUUUUGCACCUCUCCAGCAUAUUGUCAUAUAUGUUUGGAUUAACUGUUUUGUACUGUAUUUAUUUUCAUUUUGUCUUUCAUUUUCAAUGUUGAAACAACUAAACAUCUUUAAAAAAAAACAACAAAAAAAAAACUGACACACAAACUCGACAAUUUUAAGUUGUGAAUUUCAUCUUGUGUUUGAGCAGUCUUGUGCAACAAAAAUAAAUAUGAAUAAAAUGAAACUCAAUCUUU
Onychostoma macrolepis is the source of this 3684-nucleotide messenger RNA. It is a transcript of the gene gdi1, whose product is annotated as GDP dissociation inhibitor 1. The coding region runs from base 238 to 1581 and encodes 447 amino acids. Lineage: Eukaryota; Metazoa; Chordata; Actinopteri; Cypriniformes; Cyprinidae. Gene Ontology annotation, molecular function: Rab GDP-dissociation inhibitor activity. Gene Ontology annotation, cellular component: cytoplasm. The record is from RefSeq and is a predicted model, not a curated record. Gene Ontology annotation, biological process: small GTPase-mediated signal transduction; protein transport; vesicle-mediated transport. The transcript is spliced from 11 exons.